Messenger RNA from Cucurbitaria berberidis CBS 394.84, 2460 nucleotides. RefSeq names its product ATP-dependent RNA helicase mss116 mitochondrial precursor. The record is from RefSeq and is a predicted model, not a curated record. The transcript is spliced from 2 exons. Gene Ontology annotation, cellular component: mitochondrion. The coding region runs from base 151 to 2190 and encodes 679 amino acids. Gene Ontology annotation, molecular function: nucleic acid binding; ATP binding. Lineage: Eukaryota; Fungi; Ascomycota; Dothideomycetes; Pleosporales; Cucurbitariaceae.
CAUCAAGCAUACACUGCCAUUCUUUCAUCCCAUUGCGCCUUCUGUUUUAUAGAAGCGCUUCCCUGAAAUAUAGCAGUUUAAUACUUCGUUUCUUAGAUACCCCUAUAUUUGAGGCCUAGUAGCGCAGCUUCGUUUCCCUUUCCGGCCACCAUGUUCGGCGCAUUGCGAAGAUGUCCGGCAGCGCUUUCGAGGAACCUGCCCACGGCUGCUAUUUCAGCUAGAGCCCUGCGAGUACCCCUGUCUCAGUCGUCGAGCGCCUUGCGGCUAUCGUCGUCGCGCUUUGCGAAGGUGUCAAUAUCAGGAUUCCACCACACCGCAAAGUGGCAACAAACACAGGCCGAGGCCGAGGCAGAAGAGAUCAUUGCAGAAGAUGGACCAGCCACCGAAUUCAAGGACCUGGCAACUCGGGGACUUGUUCAUCCUAACCUCAUCAACACCAUCACCAAGCAGAUGAGGCUCACGACCAUGACAGAUGUGCAAGCCAGGACCAUCAACGAAGCCUUGAGCGGAGUAGACGUCAUCGCGCAAGCAAAGACCGGUACGGGCAAAACCCUCGGUUUCCUCAUCCCCGUCAUCCAGCGAAUCAUCCAGAACGACCCGAAGCUGGGUGAGAAGGUCCGCGGGUACAAGCGCGCCAAGCCAGACGAUAUCAGAGCCAUUGUCAUCUCGCCGACGCGAGAACUGGCAGAGCAGAUCGCUGUCGAGGCCAAGAAGGUGGUUGCCAAUACCAGCAUCGUGGUGCAGGUUGCUGUCGGCGGCACUCAAAAAAGAGCCAUGCUCCAGAAGACGCAGCGUGAAGGAUGUCAUCUCCUCAUUGGUACACCCGGUCGUAUCAACGAUAUUCUCUCAGACUCCUACUCCGGCGUCAAGGCCCCGAACCUAAAUGCCCUAGUCAUGGAUGAGGCUGAUCGCCUACUUGAUGAUGGUUUCACCAGGGAGAUUGACGAGAUCAAGCAAUAUCUGCCUGAUCCCGACACAAUCGAACGGCAGAAUCUCAUGUUUUCCGCCACGAUUCCCCGCGACGUCGUUGACCUCGUACGCAAGACAAUGCGCCCUGGUUUCCACUUUGCCAAGUGUGUCCAGGAAAAUGAGGAGCCGACGCAUCAGCGAAUCCCACAGAAGUUGGUCCACCUCGCCGGCUUCGAAAACAUCAUGCCUUCCGUCUACGAACUCGUUCUGCAGCAACACAAGCUCGCCCAAGCUGGCGAGGCGCGCCCUUUCAAGGCUAUCAUCUAUUACAACAGCACCGCAGAAGUCACACUCGGUGCAUCCGUCUUCUACAAGCUCAGUGGCGGCUUCAAGCGAAACACUCCGCUCGCCGGUCUCCGCGGCUUCGAGAUCCACGCCAAGCUCUCCCAAGCACAGAGGACUAGGGCGGCGGACGAUUUCCGCAGUGCCAAGUCCGGCAUCCUAUUCUCCUCCGACGUUACGGCCAGAGGAAUGGAUUUCCCCGAUGUGACUCACGUUAUUCAAAUUGGUCUUCCCCGCGAGCGCGACUCGUACAUUCAUCGCCUUGGCCGCACCGGUCGUGCUGGAAAGGAGGGCGAGGGCUGGUUGUUCCUCACGCCCUUUGAGAAGCAUGAAGUCCGCCGUCGUCUCCGCGAUUUGCCUCUGACCGACGCUACACAGCAAUUGGAGUGCGCAACUGUAGAUCUGAGCCAGAGCGCCGAAGUACCGGAGAACGUUGGAAAUAUCCUAACCGAGUGCGUCGAAGCACACAAGAAGGUCUACCCCGAUCAGCUCGACGCAGCGUUCCGAGGUCUCUUUGGAUCAUACCAAUGGUACGGAGAUAAGCGUGGUCUUCUAGAAGGCGCAAACCGCCUUGCUGAAUUCGGUUGGGGUAUGCCGUCCCCGCCUUCACCACCCAGCAGUCUCUACGGUGGAGGACGCGGGAGGGGUGGUGGUGGAGGUUUCGGUGGAGGUUUCGGCGGUGGUGGCCGUGGUGGUGACCGCGGUGGUGACCGCGGUGGUGACAGGGGCUUCGGUGGCGAUAGACGAGGCGGCGAUAGGGGCUUCGGUGGCGAUAGGCGAGGUGGUGACAGGGGCUUUGGCGGUGAGCGAAGAGGAGGCGGAGGAUUUGGCGGCGAGAGGAGAGGCGGUGACAGAGGGUUUGGCGGCGAUAGGGGUGGUGACCGGGGUGGCUUCGGCGGUGACAGGCCAUCAAGGAGAGAGCCACGUAUGGACUUCUAGACGACUUCCUCAAGUCGAUGAAGGAUUACUGCAGCUGUAUAUCAUGUCCGCCUGGAGUCGUUUCUUGUACCAUAUGUAUACCCAAGGGAAUUUGGGUUGUCUUGAUAGAGGUUGUAUUGGGCGGCGUUCAGGUCACCUCACGCAGCAGAGGUUCACGGAUCAUUUGACAUCUCCAAUCACGGCGGAGUCCGAGCAAAAAGUGUAAUGAAAGAUUGUAUUAAUGUGCGAUGAUAGAAAUGAUCGCUCCACAAAAAUUAUAUUAUUCGGAAC